AUGAAUGAAGAAAAACCUGCAUCUGGAACCAUUGGAAAGGUUGCCUUGAGGUUUAUGUCCGAAUCAUCUUUUACGUACAAGAUAUUUUUUGGCCCUGAUCCAAACAAAGUUCGCCCAAAGGUAUUAUUGCUGCUUGCUGGUUUAGCAGUUGUCAACAUCGUUAUUUGGGUGGUAUCCGUUAUUGUCUUCAAACCAUAUCCUUCCAUGCUCGGAACAGGCACAUUGGCGUAUCUCCUUGGUCUUCGUCAUGCAGUAGAUGCAGAUCACAUUUCUGCUAUUGAUAAUGUCACACGUAAACUACUGAGCAGCGGUCAGCAUCCUGUUUGUGUAGGGCUGUUCUUCUCACUUGGUCACUCAACUGUGGUCUUUAUUACAUCGAUCAUAGUAGCCGCUACUGCCAAUGCAGUGGCAAAGAACGUAGAUGACUUUUCAAGGAUUGGUGGGAUAAUCGGUACAUCGGUUUCAAUCACGUUUCUUGUGUUGAUUGCAAUUUUAAACAUCAUUUGUAUGAUUGGCGUCAUCAAGACGAUGCGACGGGUGAAGAAAGAAGGAAUAUACACGGAGGUUGAUAUUGAAGAGUACCUUACGAAUAAAGGCGUUCUCGGGCGAUUCUUUUACCCUGUAUUCAAGUUUAUCAAUGCUUCAUGGAAAAUGUAUCCCCUAGGCUUUCUCUUUGGUCUCGGCUUUGAUACUGCUUCAGAGAUCACAUUAUUAGGUAUUACAGCUGUACAAGGCGCGAAUGGCAUGUCUAUGUGGCUCAUUAUCUUGCUACCUCUUUUAUUUGCUUCAGGGAUGGCCUUGAUUGACUCUUUAGAUAGCAUGCUGAUGCUAUUCACCUACACUUGGGCUUAUGUGAACCCUGUUAGAAAACUAUUCUACAACUUGACUAUUACGUCCAUCAGUGUUGUAGUAGCCAUUGUUGUUGCCUUGAUUGAAUUAUUUUCAAUGAUCGGGGAACAACUGGAGCUAGACAAUGGAUGGUGGAGAUUUUGGUACUUUUUGUCUGAUAGCUUUGAGUACAUUGGUAUCAUCAUUGUUGGUGCAUUCAUUAUCACUUGGGUUAUCAGUGCUAUCAUUUAUCGCUUUGCAGGCUAUAGGCAGCUUGAAAGAGAAUUUGAUACCUAUGAUCCUGAAAGAAUCCGGAAGACAGCUUUAAGUGAUGAAAGGUUAAAAGUGACUGACGAGAAGGACAAUGUGCCCAAUGCCAUUGAAAUAACCAAAAAAAGUGAUAUCUCUAAAGUUGUUUAG
Molecule: messenger RNA, 1248 nt
Organism: Rhizopus microsporus ATCC 52813
Lineage: Eukaryota; Fungi; Mucoromycota; Mucoromycetes; Mucorales; Rhizopodaceae
Product: transition metal uptake transporter
Exons: 3
Coding region: 1-1248 (415 amino acids)
Biological process (GO): nickel cation transmembrane transport
Cellular component (GO): plasma membrane
Molecular function (GO): nickel cation transmembrane transporter activity
Source: RefSeq, a predicted model, not a curated record